This is a messenger RNA of Agrilus planipennis (emerald ash borer), 3767 nucleotides long. RefSeq names its product diphthine--ammonia ligase. Bases 282 to 2327 code for a protein of 681 amino acids. Gene Ontology annotation, molecular function: diphthine-ammonia ligase activity. The transcript is spliced from 8 exons. Lineage: Eukaryota; Metazoa; Arthropoda; Insecta; Coleoptera; Buprestidae. Gene Ontology annotation, biological process: protein histidyl modification to diphthamide. The record is from RefSeq and is a predicted model, not a curated record.
UUUGUGACAUUUACAUAACCUUUAAACUGUGCUGGUAAUGUUUGUCGCAUUAGUACAAUAAAUAAGUAGUUAGUAAAUCCAAUUAACGAUAAGUCAGAUUAAUUUAUACUCUUAAUUCAUGUGGCAUAUACAUGAUCUUUUUGCUAACGACUUUAUUGUCGACGACACAUAGUUCACACAUAUAUUAAGGAGACAUCCACAGUUACAAUGCAAAGAAGAGUUAUUCCCUUAGUUAUUUAGUGAAUUUUAAAGACUCGUUAAAAUUUUAAUAUCGAAAUACAAUGAGGGUCGCAGCAUUGAUAAGUGGUGGCAAAGACAGCUGUUUUAAUAUGUUGCAAUGCAUAGGGGCUGGUCACGAGAUAGUGGCCUUAGCGAAUUUAUGUCCCAAGAAAAAGACAGAAAUGGAUAGUUACAUGUUUCAAAGUGUUGGUUUUGAAGCUAUUGAAUUAAUGGCAAAGGCCAUGGAAUUACCCCUUUUCCGUAUAGAAACUGAAUGCAAAUCAACAGCAAGGGAAAUUGAUUAUGAAUACACAAGCAAUGAUGAAGUGGAGGAUAUGUUUAAACUGUUAGAGAAAGUUAAAAAAGAAGUAGUUAUUAAUGCUGUAUCAGUCGGGGCAAUUCUUUCAGACUAUCAAAGAAUUCGCGUUGAAAAUGUUUGUUCAAGACUAGGAUUGGUACCUUUGGCUUUUUUGUGGCAACGAAAUCAAAGCGAAUUGUUAACAGAAAUGAUAAAAUGUGAAAUCGACGCUAUAAUAAUAAAAGUAGCUGCAUUGGGCUUGGAGCCUUCUCGGCAUCUUGCACGUCCACUGCGUUUAGUAGAGCCCCACUUGCAAGCCAUGAACGAAAAAUAUGGUCUUAACGUGUGCGGAGAGGGUGGAGAAUAUGAAACGUUGGUUUUGGAUUGUCCACUCUUCAGUAGCCGUAUAAUUAUAGAUGAAUCAGAAAUAGUGAUGCAUUCAAACGACCCUGUAGCCCCCGUCGGUUAUUUAAGAUUAAAAAAAUUAAGACUUGAAACUAAACUUCCUGUACUAGACUUAAAGGAAAGACUUAAGGGAAUUCCUGUAAAAGAUAGUGAUGGAUACAUAACAGAUUAUGGAGAAGAAGCGGUAGAACUAGUUAUAAAUGAUAGUCAACAAAACGAAAUCGCAGUAAAGGAGCAAGACAAUGUCGAUUGUAAUGAAAGAUAUUAUGCUCCAAUUUCGAAUUAUUCUUCUGUUAAAAGCGUUGAUGGGUUCAUAUGGAUAAAUAAUUUAACAGGAAACUCGAACGAGCCCGCGGAAGCUCUCUCGGAGGCUCUUGAAAAAUUGAAGUCUUGCCUUGAAGAAGUCAAAAUGGGAUUGAAUGAUAUCUGUUCUGUGACGAUGUACAUAAGUGAUAUGGGCCUGUUUGCAGACCUUAAUAAGGUUUAUUUGAAUAAAUUAAACUUUAUUAAUCCACCAUGCCGCGCUUGUGUUCAAGUGCCUUUUUCCACGCCUAGCAUGAUUAUUUUGGACGCCGUGGCGUGGAAGGUUCCUGAUACUUCCAGCGGUGAAAAUCCAGCUCAACGUCGUACUAUGCACGUUCAAAGUGUGUCACAUUGGGCUCCAGCAAACAUUGGCCCUUACAGUCAAGCGGUCAGAAUAGGCGAUGUAACGUAUGUUGCUGGUCAAAUAGGUCUCGUACCUGGUAGCAUGCAACUUGUAAAGGGGGGUCUAAAGGCCCAGUGCAAGCUUUCCCUUAGGCACGUGCAUCGGAUACUUAGGGCAGUUGAUGCCAGUCUCACAUUGAGAGACGUAGUUCAGGGCGUUUGUUACGUUACUGAUUUGAAACAUGUGGAAACAGCUAGAUCAUUUUGGGAAGAGAAAACAGAGAAUGCAAUUGUUGAUUACGUUGUUGUGCCAGUCUUGCCAAGAAACGCUCUAAUAGAGUGGCAUGUAUGGGCCCAUAAACAUAACAAUCGUUUUGAUUAUGAAGAAACUGGAAAGUGCGUUGAUAGUUGGUCAAUUUCGAUAUUUCGUCGUUGGACAAUUGAAAGCAACAUUGCUGCAAUAAUUUGUAAAGUGCAUACGAAUAAUCAUAAUGAGGUAGUCGGACCUUCUGAAGAUAUUUUACUCGAGGCUCUUCAAUAUACUGUACAGAAACUUCAACAGAAUCAUGAAUCAGAAACAGAACCAGUUUUUGUAUUAAAAAUAUUUUAUUCGGUUAGAAAACGUGUAGCAAUUGACAAGUUGAUAGAAUCUCUGAAUGAAAUGAAAAAUUCAUUUCCCUUAGCAUACACUGUCGUACCUGUAACCGAUUUAUGUUCUGAAUCUACGUACUUGUCUAUUAGUGGAAUUAGGAACUUGUAAGUAAUAAUUUGAGCAAUACUCGUUAUUAAAGGAGAAGGAAAAGUUCUAAUGGUAAACAGAGCAGAAAGUACUAGAAUGUUGUAAAUCCGUUUUUCAUACAAAUUAAAAAUAUUUUUGAUGGUAUUUUAUUAAUAUGUAACAUUAAAUGGUUUUUUAUUUUUUAAUGUGUAUUUAAGAAUUUUAUGAGAGAUGAAUUAAUAUAAAUUUAAAAAUACAUUUUAUUGUGAUAGUAUCUGCCCGGACAGCAUCGAUUGAAUGGCGCGCGCAUCUCUCCCUCUUUCUAAUACAAUUUUUUUGGACUGGAUAAACCGACUUUGACAAAAUUUAAUUUGUUUUUAUCGUUUCCCUAUGUUUAUAGUCGUUUGUAUUACACAUGUGCUUUUUUAUUUUAAUAUAUAUUUCAGUUUGCCUUUGUUUGUGUACUAUUAAAACGCGUUAGUGAGAGUUUAUGCUGUGAUUGUAUAAGCUUUUUUUUUAGUUAGGAAGAUGAUUUAUAUAUCAUACACGAAGAAACAAGAAGGAAAGAAAUAAGUGUAGUAGUAGUACAUUGAUUAUUAGUUAUUAGUAGGUAAGAAAUAAAACAAAAAAAUACAAGACAUAAUGAAAUGUGUAUUAUUUUUAACAAUCUUUCAAGACAGCAGGAAAAUGUACAUUCAGUGAGAGAAUAGGUUUAGGAUAUGAAACAAAAAUGGUUUUAAGAUUAAAUAUAAUUACGUUUUAAAGAUACAUAUAAAACGACUAACAAGCCUUAGCCUACGAUCACAAUUGCUCUAAAGUAAGUUUUCUGUGUGCAGCACAAUUUCUAACGACUAUCAACUAAUAUUUUUAAAGUGAUUCGAUUAUAAACGCUGUCCAUGAUGAGUGAAUGGAUUGACAGAAAUAAAAUAUUUAUAGCUUUUUGUAACAGAAAGCGUUGUAGUUUCUGUUUAAUUUUUUGAAUGAAAUUGUUUGAUAAUAUUGCAAUUAUAAAGCAUAAAAAAAAGUAUGGACAUUGAAUAAUAAUUCCCUACUAUUGGGAAUAUUUUUUUACUCAUUUUUUGUCGCAAAAAAAGGAGUCCAAAAAGCCUCAAUUAUUUUUUGACUUCCCAAUAGUAGUUUAUGUCGCAACGAAAGCAAAAGCUUAUUAAAAUGUGCUAAGUGAUAAAGUGUAAUAUACAAUCACAACGCGUAAAAGGUGUAUUAUGUUAAUAUAACAAAAAGUGAACUAUCAAGGCUGAAAUGACUUUCAACUACAUUAAAGCAGCUGAAUGGAUGGAGUAUGAUAGUUACAUUACCAUUAAUAACAUAUCUUUUUUUUUGACAUUCUGUUUAAUUUAUAAAUAUAUCUUUAAUAUCGAUUUGUAAUCGAGUACUUAUUUAAAAUCAGUAAGUAGCAACAGUCAAUCAUAUUUAAGAAGUUUCAGGAGUUACACUGUUAAAAAAAUACAUUUGAACAAAAAA